Molecule: messenger RNA, 1960 nt
Organism: Sebastes umbrosus (honeycomb rockfish)
Lineage: Eukaryota; Metazoa; Chordata; Actinopteri; Perciformes; Sebastidae
Gene: parvb
Product: parvin, beta
Exons: 13
Coding region: 81-1166 (361 amino acids)
Biological process (GO): substrate adhesion-dependent cell spreading; establishment or maintenance of cell polarity; lamellipodium assembly
Cellular component (GO): focal adhesion; lamellipodium; actin cytoskeleton
Molecular function (GO): actin binding
Source: RefSeq, a predicted model, not a curated record
ACAGAGAGAGAAACCCACAAACCACAAACCCAUCAUCAUCAUCAUCAUCAUCAUCAUCACACAGAGAGAGAGAGAGAGAGAUGUCUGCCAACACAUCAGCUCAGUCUGCAAAGAUGAAGAAGGACGAAUCUUUCCUCGGGAAAUUAGGAGGAACCCUGGGGAGGAAGAAAAAGUCUAAAGAAGUGAGUGAUCUCCAUGAGGAGGGGAAGAAUGCCAUCAACGCUCCCAUGCUCCCCACAGGGACGGACAUCCAUCCAGAGGACACACUGCUAGAGGAGAACGCUGAGAGGAUCAUGUUGGACCCAACAUCGCGGGAAAAUCUUAAAUUUAAAGAUCUUCUGAAGGUCCUGAUUGACUGGAUCAACAGUGAGUUGGAGGAGGAUAGGAUCAUCGUCAAAGACCUGGCGGAGGACUGUUACGAUGGACAAGUGCUCCAGAAGUUAUUUGAAAAGUUGUCGGGCAGGAAGCUGAACGUGGCCGAGGUGACCCAGUCAGAGAUCGGCCAGAAGCAGAAGCUUCAGACGGUUUUAGAGGCCGUCAACGAGCUGCUGAGGCCUCACGGCUGGACCAUUGAGUGGAGCGUGGACUCUAUCCAUUCAAAGAACCUGGUGGCUAUCGUCUAUCUGCUGGUGGCUCUCGCGAUGCACUUCCUGGCGCCCAUUCGGCUGCCUGAGCAUGUUUCUGUGCAGGUGGUGAUCGUCAAGAAGCGAGAGGGCAUCCUGCAGACUGCUCUUGUGACCAAGGAGCUGACGAGCACCACAGAAAUGAUGAUGGGAAGGUUUGAGCGGGAUGCGUUUGACACUUUGCUGGAUCACGCACCUGACAAGCUCAACGUGGUGAAAACGUCUCUCAUCACCUUUGUGAACAAACACCUGAACAAGCUGAACCUGGAAGUUACUGAGCUGGAAUCUCAGUUUGCUGAUGGCGUGUACCUGAUAUUGCUGAUGGGGCUGCUAGAAGACUACUUUGUCCCUCUGUACAACUUCUUCCUCACCCCCGAGAGCUUCGAACAGAAGGUCCACAACGUGGCGUUUGCCUUUGAGCUGAUGCAGGAUGGAGGCCUGAGGAAACCCAAAGCCAGACCAGAAGAUGUUGUCAACCUGAACCUGAAGUCCACCCUCAGAGUCCUCUACAACCUGUUCACCAACUACAAAAACUCGGACUGAACUUUUCCCAGUUUCACUCCCUGAUAUUAGUUUUGAACGCUGCCCUGUCUGUGCCUGCACUGAUAUUAUGCAUUACAGUCUGGACACUGGAGGAGGAGACCAACUGGGGACUGAAAAGUCGUCAUUAUGUGAGACUUUAAAAAAGACCCACGGGGCUCCGAAUGUUAGUAUUUAAUCUUCCUCCAAAUGUCAGUAUUUAUUUAUUCCUUCCUCGAAUGUUAAACCCAGGAAACCAUGCGACCUUUAGCCUGCAUUUCAAUACAAAGCCAUCACAGGAAACAUGAGCGGAGGACAGAAUGUUAAAACUGGACAUUUGUUGUGUGAUUAUUACUCUCCAGAAUAUUUAAGAAAGUUGAAAAUGCUGUUAUAUUAUAUCUAAAAUUAAUUUGUGUCAAUAUUAAAAGACUAGUUUUUGGGAAAUACGCUUUCUUGCCAAGAGUUUGAUGAGAAGAUUGGUACCACUUUGUAUGCUAAAUAUUAAGCUAACAUUAGAGCCAGCAGCCGGUUAGCUUAUCUUAGCAUAAAGACUGGAAACGGGGGAACUGCUACUCUCGAGAAGAUGACAAAAUCCGCCUACAAACACCUCUAAAGCUUACGCAACACGCUAUAUCCAUAGACUGUUGAAUCACGUUUGUUUGAUCCGUUUAAAAAGAAAAGUGUAGAAACGACGAGUAACUACAGAUUUAUUUAUUUUUUAAGUUUCAUGUUGGACAACAAACUGUGCACCAGAUAGAAAGAUAGAAAGGUUGCUACCUUUACUUUAUACCAGGAAAUGUCAUUGAACCCAUAUACUU